UUAUAUGACAAAUGAAUACUGUCGUAAAACAAAAUUAAGCAAUUAACACUAUGUGUUGUGUAUGUGUGAAUGUUGAUAGUCGCAAUAUGCUCCAGUACUUCCGAGGGUGUCAAAGAGACAUAGUUAAAAGAAAAAUAAGAAAAAUACUAAGGUGCAAACAAAAUACAAGAUACAAAUAUUAAACGUACCAGAAACAGGAUAUAACCAAAUACAAUUUGCUAGACAUAAGUACUUGAGCAAAAUAGGAGAGGAUACAAGGCCUUUCAGUUGCUAAUAAAUUCGACCGAAAACGGAAAACUGGUUUAUGUAUGGUAUGAAAUCACAAGAAAUACAGUUGAUUGAUAAUUCAAUGGAAUAUAUUGAAAUAAAUAAUUCUAUUAUAAGCUCAAUUGCUGAACCAUUAACGGAGUUUAAGCAUCAUAUGAGUAAGAAUGAAAAAAAUUAUUUAUAUAGUGUGUCAUUACAAAGAAUCCUAAAAUACUUAUUUCCAACUAAAAAAUUUCCUGAUGACUUUAACAUCACUACUGAAGUACCAGAUGAAUUUUGGAUACCAUUCGACUCGGUGGUGAGUAAAGCUAUGAAAAUAUCAAAUUUAUUUCCUCCGUCAAGAAAUUUAGAACAAGAACAGUUUGCAGAUGCUAUAACUUUAAUUCGUCAUAAAGUCCGGGAUGAAUUGGAGUAUUUGGGAAAUGAAGAUGAAUGUUUUGAAAAAUAUUACUUCGACUUAAUAAAAUGAAAUAACCCUUUUUUAAAAUUAUUUUUCGAUAAAUAUGCUAACAAAUAAUUGCAAAUAUUUUAAUAUCUAAAAAAAAGUAUUUCAAAUCAAUAUACAUUGUUAUUCAGAUCUAUACUACAACGAUUAUAAAUUUUGACCAAAUUAUCUUUAGUUAAAAUGUUUUUAAAUUAGUAAUCUAAUACAUCUAGUGAGUAUGAAACACGUGUGUGUAUAGCUCAUUCUGGUGUACAUGCACUCUACUCGUGUUAAAUACUCACUCUAUAUGUUAAAAUGAGUAUACAGGUAACUCAAUAAAAAUGUAUUAUUAAAAAAUAAAAUAAAUUUUAAUGAUAAUUUGUUCAUAAGUUAUAAACGUUGUCAGUUAGAUUUGAGAUACUCUUUCUACAAAGAUUAUUUGCAGGAUAAAAAACCAUUUUCAUUUUUUUUGAGGUACAUUAUUUAUAUAUUUUUAUCGAAUAUUAGCUAUUUUAACACUUUUCAAGUUCAUCUCCUAUGUCUUGUAGGUUUUCACAUUAUUUUUUCAAAUGGAAACAUGUAAUUAAAUUUUUUAAUUAAUAAAUAUUAAUAGUUUCCUUUAAAACGUUAGAAUUUUUUUAUUUAACUUAAUUCGUUUAUCAGUUAUA
This is a messenger RNA of Daktulosphaira vitifoliae (grape phylloxera), 1359 nucleotides long. RefSeq lists its product as uncharacterized. The record is from RefSeq and is a predicted model, not a curated record. The coding region runs from base 305 to 736 and encodes 143 amino acids. Lineage: Eukaryota; Metazoa; Arthropoda; Insecta; Hemiptera; Phylloxeridae. The transcript is spliced from 3 exons.